CGUUGCCGCUAGCUGUUUGCUGCAAAUUUGGAGAAUUCCCAUAAUGUUGUCGAUUAGAUUUAUGGAAGAUGAGGAAGUGAAGAAGGUGGAACCGGAAACGCUGUCGUCUCCACCUCUGGCUGCGGUUGAUCGUGUGCAAAGAAGCUUAAACGAAGUCGCAGAGGAGGAGAAAGUUGUGGUUCAAAUACCACCAGAAUCCAAAGUUAUGGUUGCUGUAGUACAGAAGACUCCAAAGCCUGCGGUGAAGAAAGCUUCGAAGGGUUCAAUUGAUAGAGAUAUUGCUCUCUCAGAGAUCGAGAUGGAAAAAAGGUUGUCUUUUGUCAACGCCUGGGAAGAGAGCGAAAAAAUUAAGGCACAGAACAAGGCUCAAAAGAAGUUCUCUGCUAUAGCUGCAUGGGAAAACAGCAAGAUUGCAUCAGUGGAAGCCAAUCUACGAAAAAUUGAGGCGACAUUAGAGAAGUUGAAGGCAGACUACAGAGAGAAAAUGAACAACAAAGCCGCUUUGAUUCAUAAGCAAGCAGAAGAAAAGAGAGCAAUGAUUGAAGCUAGACUCAAGGAAGAUUUUCUCAAGAUAGAGGAGAUGGCUGCAAAAUAUCGUGCUACUACUGGGUACCCUCCAAAAAAGCAGCGAUUUGGCUGCUUUUGAGUUUCAGAUCUAAAGACAUUGGAAUAAAGCAUUAGAUGCAAUUCCUGGUUUUCAUGUGUAUAUUUUACUUUCUUUGUUCAUUUAAGUGUCUUUUUCUUCUGUCUGCAGAUUGGAAAAUCAGCAAAGUAGUUAUUUUUAUUUUGCUUGUAUAGAAGUAGCAUGUGUGAUUUGAGGAACGAGCUGUUUCUUUUUCAUCUAUGAUCAAAAGGCAUAUUUAUUUGA
Juglans regia (Persian walnut) is the source of this 868-nucleotide messenger RNA. RefSeq names its product remorin-like. Lineage: Eukaryota; Viridiplantae; Streptophyta; Magnoliopsida; Fagales; Juglandaceae. The transcript has 5 exons. The record is from RefSeq and is a predicted model, not a curated record. The coding region runs from base 44 to 646 and encodes 200 amino acids.